UGUCAAUCUCUCAAAACAAAAAUAAACAAUUUUGAUACCUUGUGAAUAAAAUAAUUUAAUAUUUAGAAAGAAAAGCUAUGUCUUCAGAAUAUGAUAAAGUUAAAAUUGGUAAAUUAGUUUUAAAAGGUGAAAAACACAAAAAAAGUAAAAAACGAAAGAAGGACAAGGAGCACAAAGAGGAGUCGCAUAAAAAAAGCAAAACCCAAGUGGAUGAGGAUGCUUUACAACAUGGCGGUUGGUGGCAGGCCAAAUUGGCCACAGAAAUAACCGGUCCCGUGGCCAUACAAUUCGGCGACCGUGCUUAUGUCAAAGCUCUCGAUAAUGGUCUUUUUACACUGGGGCCACCACAUCGUGAUGGCGAGGGACCUGAUCCCGAGGAAAUUUUCACUGCCUUUCCCAUUAACGAACGCAAAGUAACCUUCAAGUCGGGUUAUGGCAAGUAUUUGAAAAUCGAAAAAGACGGCAUGGUUACGGGUCGCUCGGAGGCUGUGGGUAGCAUGGAGCAGUGGGAGCCCAUAUUUGAGGAUGGCAAAAUGGCAUUGCUGUCCGAUUUGGGUUUCUUUAUGUCUAUCGAUCCCGAAGAUGAUGCCUGCGUGGCGUUACGCAAAAAGGUUACCGAUUUGGAAAUUUGCAAGGUGCGCAGCAAUGCGUCACGAGAAUGUGUGGUGGACGAUGGGCCCACCGAAGAAAAGGGUGAUAUGUUUGAGGUGGAGAAAAACUAUGUCAAAAAAUUCCAAAAGUUCCAGGAUAAGAAGCUGCGCAUCAAUAAAAACGAUAUUAAGGAAUUAGAGACGGCCAAGGAAAAGGGCACUUUACAUGAGGCUUUAUUAGAUAGACGUAGUAAAAUGAAAGCUGAUCGUUAUUGUAAAUAAUUAUCAUUAAACAAACAAAACAAUAAUAACACAUUUAUUAGCUAAGAAAAAAAAAUAAUUAAAA
Messenger RNA from Calliphora vicina (urban bluebottle blowfly), 936 nucleotides. It is a transcript of the gene FRG1, whose product is annotated as FSHD region gene 1. Bases 78 to 872 code for a protein of 264 amino acids. The record is from RefSeq and is a predicted model, not a curated record. Gene Ontology annotation, cellular component: striated muscle dense body; nucleolus; catalytic step 2 spliceosome. Gene Ontology annotation, molecular function: actin filament binding. NCBI's taxonomy places the organism in Eukaryota, Metazoa, Arthropoda, Insecta, Diptera, Calliphoridae. The transcript has 3 exons.